AUGGAAUUGUCCACUAUAGCCCUUUUUCUGGGGUCUUUUACGCUUAGGAUUGGGUUUUUCCUAUACGGAAUUUACCAAGAUGCCCAUUUUGAAGUCAAGUACACUGAUAUUGACUACUUUGUCUUUAAUGACGCUGCCAAAUAUGCGUAUUACUUGCAAUCACCGUUUCUUCGGGAUACGUACCGAUACACACCCCUUUUGAGCUGGCUUUUGGUUCCUAAUCACUAUUUUAAGUGGAUUCAUUUCGGGAAGAUGAUAUUUAUUGGGUUUGACCUUUUGACAGGGAUUUUGAUCGUGGUGUUACUGGAUUGUACUUCUGAGCGAAGACGUAAAUUGCUCGCGAGUCUCUGGUUACUGAAUUUCAUGGUUAUAACGAUCAGCACUCGUGGUAAUGCAGAAAGCGUCGUCUGCUGUCUCGUAGUACUAACCAUGUAUUUCUUGAAAAUUGACAAUUUCGUAGCCGCUGGAAUCGCCUAUGGGACUUCAAUUCAUUUCAAACUGUACCCGGUCAUGUACUGCUUACCCAUUGCUGUUUUUAUUUACCAGACACGCUCACGUUCGUCGUCCUGGUUCAAGAACUUGAUCAAAAUCGGUAUUUCCACUGCAACAACGGCAGCUGCAUUAACAUUCUGGAUGUACAAGCUCUACGGAUACGAGUAUCUAGACAACGCGUACCUCUACCAUUUCUACCGCACUGACCAUCGUCACAAUUUUUCCCUCUGGAACAUGCUCUUAUACCUAGACUCUGCGACGCUGAAGCAGAGUUCUUGGCCAAAACUCGCAUUUGUGCCACAGGCUGCUGUUACGAUAGCGCUGUCAUUUUUGCUCGACAACACAGCCAGUCUCAGCGAUCUCAUGUCAAUCCUAUUUUUCCAGACCUUUACAUUUGUCGCCUACAACAAAGUAUGCACCUCCCAGUAUUUCAUUUGGUACUUGACAUUUCUACCAUUUUACCUUCAAGACACGCAAAUUUCACGCAAGAAAGGUCUGUUUAUGCUCUUCUUGUGGGUCGCAUCCCAGGCAUUCUGGCUAUCACAAGCAUAUUUACUAGAAUUCAAGGGCAAGAACGUUUUUUUCAAUAUUUUCGUCGCGUCGGUCUCCUUCUUCAUCAGCAAUAUAUGGAUUCUUGGUCAAAUGGUCGAAGAUCACAGAAUCAGAAAUCAUUCCCUUAAGGUCAAGAAAUCCGAGUAG
This is a messenger RNA of Lachancea mirantina, 1191 nucleotides long. Lineage: Eukaryota; Fungi; Ascomycota; Saccharomycetes; Saccharomycetales; Saccharomycetaceae. The record is from the annotation of a GenBank genome assembly.